This is a messenger RNA of Cottoperca gobio, 705 nucleotides long. RefSeq names its product phospholipase A2-like. Gene Ontology annotation, molecular function: calcium ion binding; phospholipid binding. Gene Ontology annotation, biological process: phospholipid metabolic process; lipid catabolic process; arachidonate secretion. The record is from RefSeq and is a predicted model, not a curated record. Lineage: Eukaryota; Metazoa; Chordata; Actinopteri; Perciformes; Bovichtidae.
AUGAAUACCCUUCAGGUUCUGUUUCUCUUGGCUGCAGGCCUCUCUGUUGCCCACUCACUGGACUACAAGGCACUGAACCAGUUCAGACGGAUGAUCCUGUGUGUGAUGCCGAGCUGGCCUAUUCUCGACUACACUGACUACGGCUGCUACUGUGGAAAUGGAGGCACACCUGUGGAUGAUCUGGAUAGGUCAUGCUAGGUUCAUGAUCGGUGUUUCAAUGAGGCUAUGCAGAACCCUGAGUGCUGGGCCAUUGUCGACAAUCCGUACACCGAGUUCUAUGACUACAGCUGUGACGAGGAAAACAAGGUCACCUGCAGCAACAACAACAACGAAUGUGAGAUGUUCAUCUGUGAGUGUGACAGGAAGGCCGCCGAGUGUUUUGCCAGAAAGCCUUGGAACCCUGAGCACGAGCACCUGCCCAGCGACCGCUGUCUGUGAAGACAGCUAAAAUAAAGUGAUCAAUUCGUCAAUUCGCCCAGGAUCCUUGUCUUAUUAGAAAUAUUCACCUUAUACAUUACAGACAGAGCAUCAGGAUUUCUGUAUGGGAGUACAUUGGGAUUUUGGUGAUCUAUAAACAUCCAUCAAUCCCUCUCUGUGCUGAAUUACUGUUGUCGUGUAUGUAAUUGUGAAGUUAUCCUGAAAAUAAACACAUUUUAAUCUGGAUCUCUCAUUUGACCUAACAUGCUGUUUUAACCAUAGAGGGCA